GUUCACUAGUACGGACGGUAGGCCCUAAGAGUGGUGGAUAUCUUUAAAACGCUACUCUCAAUGCAAGCCGUCUUGUAGCUAUUUGGUUGAAGCGAACUGCUGUCCGACUACAAACUGAAGAGCACCGACUGGAGAAGCUCUUGGUUCUAAGAUGAGAAUUUUCCAAUCCUUGCUGUCAUUGUUGGUGGUCCUGCCUUGUUUACUUCUGUCCACAACCGAAGGUAAACCAGAGAGAUUUAGAAGACAACGCAAAGCACUUUGUCCUCAGGGAUGGAUACAGUUCGAAGGAUCAUGUUACGUAACAUUCGUAGAUGGUAAAACCUGGCAAGAUUCAGAAAAGAACUGUAGAGAAUUAGGAGGAUACUUAGUAUCUAUACACUCUGAAAGAGAGGAUAUAUUUGUAUCUAAAGAACUAGCACUACCUGAGCCUUUAGUGUGGAUUGGUCUUAGAAGACCAGAAGUGGAGAGACCAUUUUUAUGGAGCGAUGGAUCGAUAUCACGUUAUUCAAAUUGGGGUUUGAACGAACCGCGAAUAGACAAUAAUGACAGAAACUGCGUACAAAUGUUCUCGGGGACUUUAUUUGAAUGGCAAACUGAACUGUGCGCCAGACCUCAGCCGUAUGUAUGCGAACGUGAUUUGAACGAAUGUGACAAGACUCCAUGCGAUCUCAAUGCUGUUUGUACCAAUGUCUUUGGAUCUUUUAAAUGCAAAUGUAACCGCGGAUUUAUUGGUGAUGGUUUGAACUGUACAGAUAUCAAUGAAUGUUCAUCUGGUGUUGCUGAUUGUGAUGCAAAUGCAGACUGCAUCAACACCAAGGGAUCUUUUACCUGCAAAUGUAAACCAGGGUACACUGGAAAUGGCUUCAACUGCAAUGAUGUUGAUGAGUGUGUUCUCGGUAUAACAAGGUGUAGUUCCAAUGCCACAUGUUUUAAUAGCCCUCCUGGAUCCUACACAUGCGAUUGUAAACCCGGAUUCACUGGCGAUGGUUACAAUUGUAAAGAUGAUGAUGAAUGCUCUCUUGGUAUAAGCGACUGUGACGAACAAGCUACCUGUAUUAACACAAUUGGCUCUUAUAAAUGUCAAUGUAAACCUGGUUACAUAGGAGAUGGCAUCGCUUGUAGAACUCAAGGAACAUGCAUUCCUAGUUGUGAUUCUAAUGCUUCUUGUGCAGUCAUUGGUGGAGUCAGCCGGUGCAUUUGUAACCAAGGUUAUUCAGGCAAUGGCAUCACUUGUUCAGAAAUCGACGAGUGCAAACAAGAUCUUGAUGACUGUGAUGAUUACACAGGAAUCUGUAACAACACCAUUGGGUCGUAUAAAUGUAAAUGUAAAAAUGGCUACAGAGGAGAUGGCAUUAAUUGUGAAGAUAUCAACGAAUGUGGGUCUGUACAUGAUUGUGAUCCAAAUGCUCUCUGCACCAACACGGAGGGUUCAUACAUUUGCCGUUGCUUGAGGGGAUUCUUUGGCGAUGGAAAGACUUGCAAAGAUAUCGACGAGUGCAGAGCUAAAACUGACUUUUGUCCAUUAAACACGCUGUGUUACAACACCCCUGGUUCUUAUGAUUGUCCAUGUCUCGAAGGUUACACUGGAGAUGACUGCCAUGAUAUAAACGAAUGUACUAAUGGUAUGCACAACUGUGAUGUCAACGCUCUUUGUACUAACAUUCCUGGGUCAUAUAUGUGUCGGUGCUUGAGAGGAUUUGAAGGGGAUGGAAUCACAUCGUGUAAAGACAAAGAUGAAUGUGUACUUGAAGAAGCAGGGUGUCCCGAUAAUUCUGUGUGUAUGAAUACAGAAGGUUCGUUUGCCUGUCAGUGUUUGCCUGGCUACGAAAGGAGGGGCACGAACUGUACAGAUAUUGACGAAUGUAGCAUCGGCGCGCAUGGAUGUAGUCCGAAUGCGCUGUGCAGUAACACUGUGGGUUCAAAUAUUUGCCGGUGUUUACGUGGUUUUCAAGGUGACGGUAUAACUUGUCGUGAUAAAAAUGAAUGUGCUUUAUCUUCGGAUAAUGACUGCCACCAAAACUCGAUGUGCAUCAACACAGAGGGAUCAUAUGUUUGUCAAUGUAACAAGGGAUUCACUGGUGAUGGAAGGACAUGUUCUGAUAUCGAUGAAUGUGGUACCGGGACGCAUAACUGUAGCUCGAAUGCGCUGUGUAGAAACUUUAUCGGCACACAUAUUUGUAGUUGUUUACCUGGUUUUGAAGGUGAUGGCAGGACGUGUUCUGAUAUCAAUGAGUGCGCAGGACUGAUUACCGAUUGCGAUACGAAUGCAGUAUGUUUGAACACUGAAGGUUCUUAUUCAUGUGUCUGUAAAGAUGGCUUUACCGGCGACGGAAGAACUUGUACAGAGACUGUAAGACGCUGCGAACCAAGUUGUACAGGGAAUGAAAAUUGUAUCAACCUCAACGGCACUUACCAGUGUGUUUGUAAGGAGGGAUUUGAUAGACAGGACGGGAAAUGCAAAGAUAUCAACGAAUGUGAGUUCGUUAUUUCUCCGUGCAACGGUAAUGCAGUUUGUGAAAACACCGCUGGCUCAUAUGUGUGCAGGUGUUUGGAUGGAUUCAAAAAAGAAGAAGAUGCAUGCAUCGAUAUAAAUGAGUGUUUGGACCAAAGCACUUGUCAUGCCAAUGCUACGUGUGUUAAUUCCAUUGGAUCGUACCGCUGUGAAUGUAAUGACGGGUUUAUUGGUAACGGCAAGUCUUGCACAGUGCAUGCACCAACUCAAGCUGUAACACCGAAGACUUCACCAACAAAUGUAACAACGAGCACAAUUAAGGAAACCACGAAAGCAGAUAUAGAACUCACUACUCCUGCGACAAUAGACACCGAAACACCAAUCACUUCGAUAGUAAUUACAGAAGAAACUGCUACAUCAAGUAUACUCGGUUUAGAAACCACAACAAGAAAAAAAGUGACUGAAAUACCUAAAACUGAUGAGAAGACUGAACAGCCUCCCACUAGAGAAAAAGAGACCGAACAGCCUGCCACUGGAGAUAAGAUAGGUCCAGUACCCACUACUGUAACACCUUCAACUGGUGAGAAGACUGAACAGCCGUCCCCUGGAGAAAAAGAGACUGAACAGCCUACCACCGGAGAAAAGAUAGGUCCAGUACCCACUACUGUAACACCUUCAACUGGUGAGAGGACUGAACAGCCUAUCACUGGAGAAAAAGAGACUGAACAGCCUACAACUGGAGAAAAGAUAGGUCCAGUAUCCACUACUGUAACACCUUCAACUGGUGAGAAGACUGAUCAGACUAUCACUGGAGAAAAAGAGACUGAACAGCCUACAACUGGAGAAAAGAUAGGUCCAGUAUCCACUACUGUAACACCUUCAACUGGUGAGAAGACCGAACAGCCUAUCACUGGAGAAGAAGAGACUGAAGAGCCUACCACUGGAGCAAAGAUAGUUCCAGUACCCAUUACUGUAACACCUUCAACUGGUGAGAAGACUGAACAGCCUAUCACUGGAAAAGAAGAGACUGAAGAGCCUACCACUGGAGGAAAGAUAGGUCCAGUACCCACUACUGUAACACCUUCAACUGGUGAGAAGACUGAACAGCCUAUCACUGGAGAAAAAGAGACUGAACAUCCUAUCACUGGAGAAAAAGAGACCGAACAGCCUACAACUGGAGAAGAAGAGACUGAACAGCCUACCACUGUAGAAAAGAUAGGUCCAGUACACACUGCUGUAACACCUUCAACUGGUGAGAAGACUGACCAGCCUACCACUGGAGAAGAGACUGGACAACCUACCACUGGAGUAAAAGAGACUGAACAUCCCACCAGUGGAGAAAAAAUAGGUCCUAUACACGUUACGUUCGAGCCUACUACAUACAAAAAAUUGAAACCUCCAACCACCGAUGAGGUCGAUAUUACAGAAAAACCAACAUCGAUGGACAAGGUUACGGUAAAGCCUACGACAGGAUCGUUCAUGAUCACAGGAGAUGUUGUGACCAAGAAAACAACAGUGUCUCCUGAAACAGACAUUAUAACAGAAAAGGUGCAAACAAAACUACCUCAAGAAAAGGUAACAUCACAGCCAACCACUUCUCAAAAAGUUACGGGAAGACCAACCACUGGCGAAUUAGUAACUGGAAAACCAAUCACUGGUGAAUUAGUAACUGGAAAACCAGCCACUGAUGAAGCAGUAACUGAAAAACCAACCACUGGUGAAUUAGUAACUGGAAAACCAACCACUGGUGAAGUAGUAACUGGAAAACCAGCCACUGGUAAAGUAGUAACUGGAAAACCAACCACUGGUAAAGUAGUAACUGGAAAACCAACCACCGGUGAAGUAGUAACUAGAAAACCAAUCACUGGUGAAGCAGUAACUGGAAAACCAACCACUGGUGAAGCAGUAACUGGAAAACCAACCACUGAUGAAAUAGUAACUGCAAAACCAACCACUGGGGAAGUAGUAACUGGAAAACCAACCACUGGGGAAGUAGUAACUGGAAAACCUGGAAAACCAACCACUGGUGAAGUAGUAACUGGAAAACCAUCCACCGGUGAAUUAGUAACUGGAAAGCCAACCACUGGUGAAGUAGUAACUGGAAAACCAUCCACCGGUGAAUUAGUAACUGGAAAGCCAACCACUGGUGAAGUAGUAAGUGGAAAACCAACCACUGGUGAAGUAGUAACGGGAAAACCAACCACUGGUGAAGUAGUAACUGGAAAACCAUCCACCGGUGUAUUAGUAACUGGAAAGCUAACCACUGGUGAAGUAGUAAGUGGAAAAGCAUCGACUGCUGAAGUAGUAACUGGAAAACCAACUACUGGGAAAGUAGUAACUGGAGAAUCAACCACUACUGCUGAAAAACCAACUACUGGUGAAACGGUUUUGCCUGUAAACUUCUGUCCUGAAGGGAAACAUGAUUGCCAUCCGAACGCCAAUUGUUUCGUGCGUGAUAAUGGUUAUGUUUGCCGUUGCAAAGAGGGUUUUGUUGGAAAUGGGACGCAAUGCCAAGACAAAGAUGAAUGCAGCGCAGAGACUCCUGUAUGUAGUGUCCAUGCUGAGUGUGUGAACACCUUGGGAUCUUACCAAUGUACAUGUAAAAAAGGAUUCCUGGGCAAUGGAACAACAUGCGAAGAUUUCAACGAAUGUGCUGAUGGAAUUCUUAAGUGUGAUAUCAAUGCAGAAUGCUUCAACACUAUUGGCUCCUACAAGUGCAAGUGUAAAUAUGGCUAUGAAGGAGAUGGAGUGAAUUGCAAACAACUUGAUAGUGAUUGUGAUCCAGAAUGCACCGGCAAUACUGUUUGCGUGAAGAAUGGUACUAUCAGUCAAUGCGAGUGUAAACAGGGAUACAUACGACAAGGAUUAGUAUGUGUAGAUAUAAAUGAGUGUGAAUCAGUUGCUGUGAACGGGUGUCCUGAAAACUCGAUGUGCUCCAACACARAGGGAUCAUAUGUUUGUCAAUGUAUGGAGGGAUUUACUGGUGAUGGAAGGACAUGUUCUGACAUUGAUGAAUGUACCUCUGGAAUGGACGACUGUAGCCCUUAUGCGCUGUGCACGAAUACAGAAGGCUCAUUCAUUUGUCGAUGUCUACGCGGUUUUAAUGGUGACGGCAAGACUUGUGUAGACGCAAUGUCCGUGUGUCUGCCAGAGUGCGGUGAAAAUUCCGAGUGCAAGCUCCAAGAUGGUCGUCCACAGUGUGUCUGUAAACAAGGCUAUCAAGGUCCAUCGUGUACUGACAUUGAUGAAUGUAGGAGUGAAGAGAACGACUGCAGUGCUAAUGCUCUUUGCACUAACAUUCCUGGUUCGUAUGUCUGUCGAUGUUUACGUGGAUUCGCUGGAGACGGCAAAACAUGUGAUGCCAUGACAGUGAUAACAGCAAGACCACCUACGAAGAUAGCACAAAAAAAGACAACUGAACAACAAACCACUGCUGAACAGCCUACCACAGGAGAAAAGAUAGGUCCAGCACCCUCUACUGUAACACCUACAACUGGUGAGAAGACUGGACAGACUACCACUGGAGAAAAAAAGACUGAACAGCCUAUCACUGGAAAAAAAGAGACUGAACAGCCUAUCACUGGAGAAAAAGAGACUGAACAGCCUACCACUGGAGAAAAGAUACGUCCGGUACCCACUACUUUAACACCUACAACUGGUGAGAAGACCGAACAGCCUAUAACUGGAGAAAAAGAGACUGAACAGCCUACCACUGGAGAAAAGAUAGCAACUGGUGAGAAGACCGAACAGUCUAUAACUGGAGAAAAAGAGACUGAACAGCCUACCACCGGAGAAAAGAUAGGUCCAGUAUCCACUACUUUAACACCUACAACUGGUGAGAAGACCGAACAGCCUAUCACUGGAGAAAAAGAGACUGAACAGCCUACCACUGGAGAAAAGAUAGGUCCAGUACCCACUACUGUAACACCUUCAACUGGUGAGAAGACCGAGCAGCCUAUCACUGGAGAAAAAGAGACUGAACAGGCUACAACUGGAGAAAAGAUAGGUCCAGUACCCACUACUGUAACACCUUCAACUGGUGAGAAGACCGAACAGCCUAUCACUGAAGAAAAAGAGACUGAACAGCCUAUCACUGGAGAAAAAGAGACUGAACAGCCUACCGCUGGAGAAGAAGAGACUGAACAGCCUACCGCUGGAGAAGAAGAGACUGAACAGCCUACCGCUGGAGAAGAAGAGACUGAACAGUCUACUACAAGUGUAGAAUUUUCUACAAAAACAGGAAUUCUUACCGACAUAACAAAAACUCCGCGCCCUCAGAUAAAGGUCACCACAUCCACCGUUACUGAAGACAAACGAACGGGCAAACCAACAAGUGCUAAAGUAGUAACUAAAAAACCAACCACUACUUCUAAAGUGGUAACUGGAAAACCAACCACUACUGAAUUAGUAACUGGAAAACCAACCACUGGUAAAGUAGUAACUGGAAAACCAGCCACUGGUGAAGUAGUAACUGGCAAACCAACCACUGGUGAAGUAGUAACUGGAAAACCAACCACUAGUGAAGUAGUAACUGGAAAACCAACCACUGGUGAAGAAGUAACUGAAAAACCAACCACUGGUGAGGUAGUAACUGGAAAACCAGCCACCACUUCUGAAGUAGAAACUGGAAAACCAACCACUGCUGGAGAAACUGGAAAAUCAGCCACUGCUGAAGUAGCAACUCCAAAACCAACCACUGGUGAAGUACAAACUGGAAAACCAACCACCACCUCUGAGGUAGAAACUGGAAAACCAACCACUGCUGGAAUAGAAACUGGAAAACCAUCCACUGCUGAAGUAGAAACUCCAAAACCAACCAAUGGUGAAGAAGUAACUGGAAAACCAACCACAGGUGAAAUAGUAUCUGGAAAACCAACCACCACUGAUGAUGUAGUAACUGGAAAAACAACCACCACUGAAGAAGUAACUGGAAAACCAACCAGUGGUAAAGUAGUAACUGGAAAACCAAACACCACUGCUGAAGUAGGAACUGGAAAAACAACCACUGCUGAAGUAGUAACUGGAAAAYCUACCACUGGGAAAGUAGUAACUGGAAAACSWACUACCACUGCUGAAGUAGUAACURGAAAACCAACUCCUGGAAAAGUAGUAACUGGAGAAUCAACCACUACUGCUGAAAAACCAACUACUGGUGAAGCGGUUUUGCCUGUAAACUUCUGUGCUGAAGGGAAACAUGAUUGUCAUCCUAACGCCGAUUGUUUCGUCCGUGAUAAUGGUUAUGUUUGCCAAUGCAAAGAGGGUUUUGKUGGAAAUGGAACGCAAUGCCAUGAUGAAGAUGAAUGCGUAAAUCUUAUCGCAGACUGUGAUGAGAAUGCAAAUUGCAUGAACACUUUAGGGUCGUAUCGCUGUAACUGCAAGGCGGGUUACUCUGGCAACGGCAAUGUUUGCAAAGACAACGAUGAAUGCAGCGCAGAGACUCCUGUAUGUAGCGUCCAUGCUGAGUGUGUGAACACCUUGGGAUCUUACCAAUGUACAUGUAAAAAAGGAUUCCUGGGCAAUGGGACAACAUGCAAAGAUUUCAACGAAUGUUCUAAUGGAAUUCUUAAGUGUGAUAUGAAUGCAGACUGCAUCAACACUAUUGGCUCCUACAAGUGCAAGUGUAGAGAUGGUUAUGAAGGAGAUGGAGUAGAUUGUAGAGAACUUGGUAGGGAUUGUGAUCCAGAAUGCACCGGCAAUACUGUUUGCGUGAAGAAGGGCACUAUCAGUCAAUGCGAGUGUAAACAGGGAUACAUACGACAAGGAUCAGUAUGUGUAGACAUCAACGAAUGUGUGGAUGAUGGUGUAUGUGGUGUGAAUGCUCUCUGCACCAAUAUGGAGGGAUCGUAUGUUUGCCGUUGCUUGGAGGGAUACACUGGUGAUGGAAAAACUUGCAUAGACAUCAACGAGUGUGUGGAUGAUGGGGUAUGUGGUGUGAAUGCUCUCUGCACCAAUAUGAAGGGAUCUUAUGUUUGCCGUUGCUUGAGGGGAUACACUGGUGAUGGAAGGACUUGCAUAGAUCUCGAUGAAUGUGUAGAAGGGGCUCAUUCUUGUCCAAGUAAUGCCUUAUGUAGCAACACCCCUGGAUCAUAUCGUUGUCGCUGUUUAAGGGGCUUCUCUGGAGAUGGAGUAACCUGCAAUGACAUAGACGAGUGUUCUAGCGGUGACAACACAUGUGACACUAACGCACUCUGCUCGAAUGUCCCUGGAUCGUAUGUCUGCCGUUGUAAGAAAGGUUACGAGGAAGACGGACGAAUUUGCCAAGACAAAGAUGAAUGCGUACUUGAAGAGCAUGAUUGUUCCGAGCUAGCUGAUUGUAUCAAUACAGAAGGCUCGUUUGCCUGUCAGUGUAUUGCUGGAUACGAGGGCGAUGGCAGGAACUGUACAGAUAUAAACGAGUGUGAAUCAGUUGCUGUGAACGGGUGUCCUGAAAACUCGAUGUGCUCCAACACAAAGGGAUCAUAUGUUUGUCAAUGUAUGGAGGGAUUCACUGGUGAUGGAAGGACUUGUUCUGACAUCAAUGAAUGUACCUCUGGAAUGGACGACUGUAGCCCUUAUGCGCUGUGCUCGAAUACAAAAGGCUCAUUUAUUUGUCGAUGUCUACGCGGUUUUACUGGUGACGGCAAGACUUGUGUAGACGCAAUGUCCGUUUGUCUGCCAGAGUGCGGUGAAAAUGCCGAGUGCAAGCUCCAAGAUGGUCGUCCACAAUGUGUCUGUAAACAAGGAUUUCAAGGUCCAUCUUGCACUGACAUUGAUGAAUGUAGGAAUGGAGAAAACGACUGCAGCCCUAAUGCUCUUUGUACUAACGCUCCUGGUUCGUAUAUCUGUCGAUGUUUACGCGGAUUCUCUGGAGACGGCAAAACAUGUUCUGGUAAGAGACACUGUUGUUUUCUCAUGUUUAUAAAGGUUGUCUAG
This is a messenger RNA of Actinia tenebrosa (Australian red waratah sea anemone), 9364 nucleotides long. RefSeq lists its product as uncharacterized. NCBI's taxonomy places the organism in Eukaryota, Metazoa, Cnidaria, Anthozoa, Actiniaria, Actiniidae. Gene Ontology annotation, molecular function: heparin binding; calcium ion binding. The record is from RefSeq and is a predicted model, not a curated record.